AUGUCUGAGUGUGGAUGCAAGGGAGUCCGCGCCUGUAAGUUAUGCGAGGAGCGGAAAGCAUCAGUGAUUGCGCCAUCGGUGGAAGAAAAGUUUGCGGAAUUUAUAUACUGCGAAAAGUGUGGUCAUGUGUAUAUUGAUUCUCCCACCUUAUCGCCGUGUGAAGAUCAUCUUGAUGGACCAUCCUUUCAUGGAGUGACUGUCUUGCUGGAAUUUAUUAGUGAGACUGAGGAGGAAGCUUUGGUUCGCGAAAUAGACACAUCUCCUUGGGUGCCCUCACAGUCUGGCAGAUAUAAGCAAGAUUACGGUGCGAAGGUGAAUUUUAAAAAGAAACGCGUUGCCUUGGGUGCCUUUACAGGACUGCCUAGCUACAGCCGAAGUUUAGUUAAGCGACUGAAUCAACGCAUGCGCGAAACUGAUCCCGCCUUUAGCGAAUUCUAUCCAGCCGAGCUCUGCAAUCUGGAGUAUCUGCCGCAGCGGGGCGCAGCAAUUGUCCCGCACCUGGACGACAGUUGGCUCUGGGGUGAGAGGAUUGUACUGCUCAAUCUAGCCUCCGAGACGAACAUGCUUUUUACUCUUCCAGCGAAGUCGGGCCUGCCAACUAAUUCGCUGGCAGCGGAUGAAUGGACUGCUUACAGAGAAUUUUCCAGGAAAUUUCUGUCGGACGAAGUUGUAAGUUUAAUAGUCCCUUUCAUGCAUUCUUUCAUGGUCUAUGUCUGA
Molecule: messenger RNA, 717 nt
Organism: Dibothriocephalus latus
Lineage: Eukaryota; Metazoa; Platyhelminthes; Cestoda; Diphyllobothriidea; Diphyllobothriidae
Source: the annotation of a GenBank genome assembly